This is a messenger RNA of Rana temporaria (common frog), 1123 nucleotides long. Its product is annotated as olfactory receptor 1020-like. Gene Ontology annotation, biological process: G protein-coupled receptor signaling pathway; sensory perception of smell. The transcript has a single exon. Bases 127 to 1059 code for a protein of 310 amino acids. The record is from RefSeq and is a predicted model, not a curated record. Lineage: Eukaryota; Metazoa; Chordata; Amphibia; Anura; Ranidae. Gene Ontology annotation, cellular component: membrane. Gene Ontology annotation, molecular function: G protein-coupled receptor activity; odorant binding; olfactory receptor activity.
UUUAUACUAUUGAUAAAUGACAUUUACUCUUUUAUAUAGACAGGAUCGGUAACCCCUCAGUCAAAUAAUUUUUUAAAAGGCAAGAAAUAUACACCAAAUCCAAAAAUGCUGAUGUAGCUGAAAAACAUGAAUCUCAGGAAUAGUACGCAUGUGACAGAAUUCAUCCUCUCCGGUCUCUCCUCUGACCCGAACCUUCAGCUGCCUCUCUUUCUACUCUGCUUCUCAGUGUACAUGGUGACUCUGCUUGGAAACUUUAUGUUAGUUUUGGUAAUUUUUGUGACUCCUAUUCUUCAAACACCAAUGUACACUUUCCUAAUGAACUUAUCCGUUAUAGAUAUAUUUUAUUCAUCAGCUAUUACCCCAAAUGUUAUGUUCAAUAUCGUCUCUAUAAACAAGACAAUCACCAUCACGGGAUGUGCCACACAAAUGUUUCUUUUCAUAGAUCUUGCAGGCUCUGAAGUCAUGUUACUACCCGCCAUGGCCUAUGAUCGCUAUGUAGCCAUAUGUAAGCCAUUGUAUUAUGCCAGGUUUAUCAACAGGGCAACCUGUUUUCAGCUCCUCUCCUCAAUAUAUACAGCAGCAUUUGUGAAUGCAUUAAUACACACAUAUUGUGCAUUUACAUUACCAUUCUGCAAGUCAAAUCGAAUCAAUCAUUUCUUCUGCGAUAUCAAUCCUAUUUUAAAAUUGUCGUGUAAAGAUACCUUUGUUAAUCAAAUGUUGGCAUUUGUUGUUGCUGGAUCUCUUGAAGUGGGUUCUUUAUUAUGUAUAAUGACAUCAUAUAUCUGUAUUUUAAGUGCUCUAUGCAGAAUUGGCUCUUCUAAAAGAAUCAAGCCACUGUCUACCUGUGCCUCUCACUUUACCUGUGUAGCAAUGUUUUACUGUCCAGUUUUCUUCACCUAUCUACGUCCAAAUUCUGCCUAUUCGGUGGAGCAGGACUGGGUGGUGUCUGUGUUCUAUACAUUGAUCAUUCCAAUGUUAAAUCCCAUCAUCUAUAGCUUGAGGAACCAAGAUGUAAAACAAGCUCUGACUAAACUGAUGGCAUCCACCAUGGCCCCCUGAUUCAGUACUGCUGUAUGUCCCUCAAACUUAAACUUUGUUGAAGUCAUUUUUUUUUUAUGAGGGA